AUGUCUGACGCCUUCAACAACUAUUGCAUUGCCUGUGACCAGUUGUGUUCACCACACUCGGUCUACUGCUCCGAAUCUUGUCGUGAAAGAGAUGAACAUCCACAAGCCUCUUCUUUGAACCUGGCGGACAUUGUUUCUCCUUUGCUCACGCCGUCCUUGUAUCAGCCACUGUCUGACUCUGGCCUGGAUGUGGGCAGCACUCUAACUACGCAAGAGCUUAAUAACUCGCCUUUACUAUUGGCUCUGGAUGUUAAGGAUUCAGAUGUGAGAGACUUUAACCUAAAUUAUUCGGUCAGCCAGGCUCCUCUGUUGGGACCUUUGGCCUCUACGUCUCACAACUAUCGUUUGUGGUUGGGCGUUUUGUAA
Messenger RNA from Candidozyma haemuli, 366 nucleotides. RefSeq lists its product as uncharacterized. Bases 1 to 366 code for a protein of 121 amino acids. Lineage: Eukaryota; Fungi; Ascomycota; Pichiomycetes; Serinales; Metschnikowiaceae. The transcript has a single exon. The record is from RefSeq and is a predicted model, not a curated record.